This is a messenger RNA of Branchiostoma belcheri (Belcher's lancelet), 2008 nucleotides long. RefSeq names its product monocarboxylate transporter 13-like. The record is from RefSeq and is a predicted model, not a curated record. Bases 240 to 1616 code for a protein of 458 amino acids. Lineage: Eukaryota; Metazoa; Chordata; Leptocardii; Amphioxiformes; Branchiostomatidae. Gene Ontology annotation, molecular function: monocarboxylic acid transmembrane transporter activity. Gene Ontology annotation, biological process: monocarboxylic acid transport; transmembrane transport. The transcript is spliced from 5 exons.
ACGAAAGCUAGUGGAUACUAGCUAGCUGAAACGUCUGACGUUUUCAAAAUCAUAUCCAGUUGCUUGAGUAACUGCUUUUUGGUGAUCUCUAUAUAGACUAGAACUAGGGCUACUGCGCUUGCGCGGAUUUCUGACCUUUGACCGAGUUACCCAAUGUGCACCGGGAGUUAGAAUUCACCCUGUACCUGCACCCUGGUCUGCCGUGCUGCUGUGAAGGGUCCCCUAGCUGAACAGAAACCAUGGCGAACGCAGAGAGUCCCGGUCAGCCUCCGGACGGCGGUUGGGGCUGGAUGGUGGUUCUGGCCGGGUUCAUCGUCUACGGCUGUACGGGGGGAAUGUUCCGCUCCCUCGGAGUCUUCUUCCUGACGUUCAGCCAAGAGUUUCACGCCAGCGCCGCGGAGACGGCGUGGAUAACCUCUAUCCUGAUGAGCGUCACGUUUUCCCUAGCUCCGGUUGGCACUGCCUUAGCAAGCACCAUAGGUUUCCGUCCGACCAUCAUGUUGGGAGGGGUUUUAUCAGCAGCCGGCUACAUCACCAGUCGUUUUGCGACCCGUAUAAUUCACUUGUACUUAGGAAUUGGAUGUCUCUCUGGCCUUGGACAUGCCCUUACUCUUAGUCCUGCUACGGCGAUUGUCGGGCAGUAUUUUACCAAAAGACGAGCCAUGGCCAACAGCCUGACCGCAGUAGGAGCUAGCGUUGCAUCCAUGGCGUUCCCGCCACUUUUCCAGUACCUGAUGGACGAGUUCGGUUGGAAGGACGCCCUGCCCAUUAUAGGCGGCAUGAUGCUGAGUAUGGUUGUAGCUGGAGCCAUGAUCAGACCUCUCGAGGCUUACAGAGACAGGAAGGUCAAAAAUUGUCCCGGAGACAGCGGAAUAAACGACUCAGACACAGUCUUGGAACCUGGCACGACAGAGAAGUGUUCCGCAGCUGCAACGAACUUUCUGAAAACGUUUUGGGCACAGAUGGACUUUAAAGUGAUCUUGAUACCUUCUGUGGCCCUGUUCUUGGCGUCCUGUUUCAUGAUGAAUUUUUGCCUCUUCUUGCCGUCCCUGUACAUCGUCCCUCGCGCCAAGCAGCUUCAGAUCGAGGACUACGCGGCGGCGUCCCUCCUCUCAGUCAGUUCAAUCGCAGACAUGGUCAGUCGGUUAGCAGUCGGGGCCAUCCCGGACAACUCACGGUUCAACCGGUUUGACCAGUACGGGCUGAGUCUGUGCCUGUUGGGCAUCACCAACCUCCUGUCUCCCCUCGCCAAGACGUACCCGGCGCUCGUGGCGUACGCUAUCGCACACGGGGUGUUCUACGGCGGGUUUUUACCGACGCUACUGACUUGUGUGGCCGAACUCGUCGGCCCGAAGCGUCUUCCCAGUGCAAUUGGAGUUAUGAUGUCAAUACAGGGGAUUGCAUCGCUGGCCGGGCCACCGUUUGCAGGCUGGCUGUUCGACGAGACCCAAAGUUACGACGCCACGUUCCUCCUAGCCGGCGCCGGUUUCCUGCUGGCCGGGCUCUUGCCGUUCCUCCUGCGGCUCAGGAAGAAACGGCCGGCGGACACGACGGAGGAGUCGACGGACUCGCCACAAACAGUGAGGGGGAAAAAUGAGACUGUAUCGGUACCUUAACGUGAAACCGCCGUGUGAUCAUUGUUGCAAUUUAUCAGUGAAAUGCAGUGGGCUACAUAUUAUCCAACAAAGUACUAGUUACAUAACAUGAUGUUGAUGACUAAUAUUUGCCACCACAGCUACUAAUGAUACCUAAUAGUAUAUAACAUAAUUGGUUCUUGCACUAUGCAUGUACAAUUUAUCUACAGGAAUUGGUAGCAAAUGUAAACACUCUAGAAUGUAUAUUUUAAUCAACAUAUAUGUACGUACGGUAUGUGUGACACGACGAGAACGUGUAUUAUUUCUUGUCGCUGUCAAUGUUCUUUUUUUAAAACUUUUCCGUGUCCGCCACGGCACUUUAUUAAAUACAAAUGUUCAGUGAUACAUGUAUGUUAUAACAAAUUCUCAACAAA